AUGAAACAUCGUACAAUGGGAAGCUACAAGGUAUUAAGAACAAUUGGGAUUUUGAUGUUGUUUUUACUAUUCUCACCCCCAUUAGUGUUUGCAAACAUAGAAUGCUCCACAGUAGCUCAACUUUUUUCUUCAUGCUCUAUUUUCAUCAGUUAUGGCACUCCAGAUCCAAUUCCAGGGUCCUCUUGUUGUGAUGCUAUGUCAGGAUUGAGUAUAAUUUCUGAUUCAGGUAAUAAUAAGCAAUCUGUUUGUAGAUGCAUAGUGAGACUAAUUCAAAAUUAUAGCACAAAUGCUACAGCUAUAGGUCUCUUGCCAGGUUUAUGUGGCAUCUCUUUGGGCUUCACAAUUAUUCCCAAUUCAGAUUGUUAG
Messenger RNA from Vicia faba (fava bean), 366 nucleotides. NCBI's taxonomy places the organism in Eukaryota, Viridiplantae, Streptophyta, Magnoliopsida, Fabales, Fabaceae. The record is from the annotation of a GenBank genome assembly.